Molecule: messenger RNA, 7259 nt
Organism: Hordeum vulgare subsp. vulgare (domesticated barley)
Lineage: Eukaryota; Viridiplantae; Streptophyta; Magnoliopsida; Poales; Poaceae
Product: pentatricopeptide repeat-containing protein At1g15510, chloroplastic
Exons: 4
Coding region: 137-2743 (868 amino acids)
Biological process (GO): RNA modification
Molecular function (GO): protein binding; zinc ion binding; RNA binding
Source: RefSeq, a predicted model, not a curated record
GCAGCCGGCUGCUUAUCCAUUGGCGCUACGGAAGCAAGCGGCCACCAUGGCGCCAGCGCCUCCCCCAAACCUCCGCUAAACCCCGCGGCCAUGCCCGCCGGCUCCUCGUCCUCCACCACCGCCGCCGCCUCCCAAAAUGCCUCCUCCGCCCACGGCCAAGCCACACCCGAACCCUCCGCCCCUCCUCCUCCUCGCCCCCCUUCGCUCCCCGCCCGCGCGCCACCUGGCCCCGCGGUGCAGGCGCCUCAGCUCCUCCACGACCUGCGUGGCCGUCUCGCCGUCGCCGCCGUCGGAGGCGUCUUCUUCGGCCUCCGCGACGCCCUCCGACACGAGCGCGGCGCUGCGGGCGCUCUGCGCCCACGGCCAGCUGCCGCAGGCGCUCUGGCUGCUCGAGUCCUCCCCGGAUCCGCCCGACGAGGACGCCUACGUGGCGCUCUUCCACCUCUGCGAGUGGCGCCGGGCCGCGGACGCCGGGAUGCGCGCCUGCGAGCACGCCGACGCCGCGCACCCCAGCUUCGGCCUCCGCCUCGGCAACGCCAUGCUCAGCAUGCUCGUCCGCUUCGGCGAGGCGUGGCACGCCUGGGGCGUGUUCGCCAAAAUGCCCGAGCGGGACGUCUUCUCCUGGAACAUCAUGGUGGGCGGCUACGGCAAGGCCGGGUUCCUGGAGGAGGCGCUCGACCUCUACCACCGGAUGCUCUGGGCCGGGGUCAGGCCCGACGUCUACACGUUCCCCUGCGUGCUGCGCACCUGCGGGGGCGUCCCCGACUUGAGGAUGGGGAGGGAGGUGCACGCCCAUGUCCUCAGGUUCGGGCUCGGGGCCGAGGUCGACGUGCUCAAUUCGCUCGUGACCAUGUAUGCCAAGUGCGGGGACGUCAGGGCUGCGCGGAAGGUGUUUGACGGUAUGGCCUUGACGGACUGCAUCUCGUGGAACGCCAUGAUUGCUGGGCAUUUUGAGAAUCAUGAGCGCGAGGCGGGGCUGGAGUUGUUUUUGAGCAUGCUGGAGAAUGAGGUGCAGCCGAAUCUCAUGACGAUAACCAGCGUGACUGUUGCGUCCGGAUUGCUGUCUGACCUUGAUUUUGCAAAGGAAAUACAUGCUUUAGCGGUAAAAAGAGGUUUUGCUGCUGAUGUCGCGUUCUGCAACUCUUUGAUUCAGAUGUAUACUAGUCUUGGGAGGAUGGGGGAAGCAUGCACAAUAUUCUCAAGAAUGGAGACCAGAGAUGCCAUGUCAUGGACAGCCAUGAUAUCAGGAUAUGAGAAAAACGGCUCCCCUGACAAAGCUCUUGAAAUGUAUGCACUGAUGGAAGUAAAUGAUGUAAGUCCUGAUGAUGUCACUAUAGCAAGCGCUCUUGCUGCCUGUGCUUCCUUGGGGCGAGUAGAUGUUGGCAUCAAGCUGCAUGAGAUUGCUACGAGCAAGGGCUUCAUCAGGUACAUUGUAGUUGCCAAUGCACUCCUUGAAAUGUAUUCAAAGUCCAAGCACAUUGAUAAAGCUAUUGAAGUUUUUAAGUACAUGCCUGAAAAGGAUGUAAUAUCAUGGAGUUCAAUGAUCGCAGGCUUUUGCUUUAACCAUAAGUGCUUUGAGGCUCUGUUCUGUUUCCGGCAUAUGCUGGCCGAUGUAAAACCCAAUUCUGUUACUUUCAUUGCUGCUUUUGCUGCUUGUGCUGCUACUGGGUCUUUGAGGUGGGGUAAAGAGAUCCAUGCACAUGUUUUAAGGCGAGGUCUGUCAUCUGAAGGUUAUGUACCCAAUGCUCUUCUGGACUUGUAUGUGAAAUGUGGGCAGACAGGCUAUGCUUGGUCGCAGUUCAGUGUACAUGGUGAAAAGGAUGUUGUAUCUUGGAAUAUCAUGCUUGCUGGUUUUGUUGCUCAUGGACAUGGAGAUAUUGCUUUAUCAUUCUUCGAUGAGAUGUUAGAAACUGGAGAGCAGCCGGAUGAAGUUACAUUUGUUGCUCUAUUGUGUGGUUGUAGUAGGGCUGGAAUGGUUAGUCAAGGUUGGGAACUUUUUCACCGCAUGACUGAGGAAUACUCAAUUGUUCCAAAUCUCAAGCACUAUGCUUGCAUGGUGGAUUUACUGAGCCGUGUUGGGAGAUUAACAGAAGCUCACGAUUUCAUAAAUAGAAUGCCUAUCACACCAGAUGCUGCUGUAUGGGGAGCCUUGUUGAACGGAUGUCGGAUACACCGGCAUACUGAACUUGGCGAGCUUGCUGCGAAAUUUGUCCUUGAGUUGGAACCUAAUGAUGCUGGAUAUCAUGUUCUUUUGUCUGAUUUAUAUGCUGAUGCUGGAAAGUGGGCUGAAGUGGCUAGAGUGAGAAAAACCAUGCGAGAGAAGGGAUUGGAGCAAGACUAUGGGUGUAGCUGGGUUGAGGUUAAAGGAGAUAUACAUGCAUUUCUUACAGAUGAUGAAUCACACCCGCAGAUCAAAGAAAUAAAUGCCGUUCUACAUAGCAUAUAUGAGAGGAUGAAAGCAUCUGGUUUUGAUUCUGUUGAAUCUUAUUCUUUGGAAGAUAAAGAAGUAUCCAAGGAUGACGUUUUAUGUGGCCACAGUGAAAGACUAGCUGUUGCUUUUGGUCUGAUCAAUACCACACCUGGCACCUCUAUUUUUGUCACAAAGAACCAGUACACUUGCCAGAGCUGUCACGGUAUAUUGAGUAUGAUUUCUAAGAUUGUUCGCAGAGAGAUAACUGUCAGGGACACCAAAGAAUUCCACCAUUUUAGGGAUGGAAGUUGUUCGUGCGGAGGUUCAGGCUAAGAAGACUACAAUAUGCGGCCAUGUGCUCAUACUCACCUCAGUUCUGAAUCACCAGUACAUAACUCUUUUCCAGCAAGCAUUGUGAACUUGAUAUAUAUAGUCAUUAGCAAGUAGAAGGAUAGUUUCGAUAUGGCAAUAUGCCCACCACCAGCCUGCUUACUACUUAGAUAAACAUAGCUUAUGUUUUGGGUUAUAUGUGGAAGCUCCACACAAAUUUACAGCUUGGUGCAUGACAAAAGAUGGUGAAAAGUUAUCCGAGAUGCUGGGAAUUCAGUUCCAACAUACCUUGACCUCACAGAAAUCCCCUGAAGUAAUGCUUCUUGGAGAUGAUAUUUGCUUCCAACAACUUGCCAAAAGAAAUAUCAAGUAAGCUUAUUCCAGCAAGGAAGGGCAGACUAUUGGAUUGCAUGCUGUUUUGCCGAAUAGGAGUAACUGUAAUUGUAAGGCCUGUCAAAUUUCAACUAUAGGUUGUAUAAUGGUGGAGCUACACUUUUUCCUGGUUUUAUGUUAGUAAUACUGUACUUUAUAUGCCAGUGUGGACUGAGCACCAGCUCAGUGAUAGGGGCAUUGUCUAGAACUCUGCCGGGUUUGAGCCCUCCCAGGAGCAAACAUUGCAACCUAGUUUCUCCCUUGUAAUUGAAAAACAUGAAGCUAAGGCAUUCAGAAUAAAAUAAAAAACAGAUUAGUGACUUGAAUUACUAGCAAGUAGAAGGACAGCUUCGACAUGGCAACAUGCUCACCAGCAGGCUGCUUGCUGCUUAAAUAAACAUACUCCCUCUGUCCCUUAAUAUAAGACGUUUUUGCAGUUCUGAGACAGGUAGUAGCUUAUAUUUUGGGUUAUAUGUAGAAGCUCCAUGCAACUUUACAGCUUGGUAUAUGACAAAAGAUGGUGAAAAGUUAUCCAAGAUGCUGGGAAUUCAGUUCCAACAUAUCCUGACCUCACAAAAAUCUCCCAAAGUGAUGUUUCUUGGGAAUGAUAUUUGCUUCCAACAACUUGCCAAAAGAAAUAUCAAGUAAGCUCAUUCUAGUAAGGAAGGGCAGAGUAGUGGAUUGCAUGCUGUUUUGUUGAAUAGGGGUAACGUAAUUGUAAUGCCUGUCAAAUGUCAACUAUAGUCUGUAUAAUGGUGGAGCCAUUGUUUAUAAGGCGGUAAAGCGACCUAAGGUGAGCACCACCUGCCCUAACGCCUAGGCGGCCCCUAAGCGCCUAAAACGGGCAUAUUUCUAAGGCGCUACCAGGGCGCCUUAUUGCUUAAGCGUCUAAAGCGGGUCGCCUUACAAACAAGAGGUGGAGCUGUACUUUUUUUUGCUGGUUUUAUGUUAAUAAUAGUGUAUGCAUGAAACUAAGCACUUCAGUGUUUUGAGAUGACUUGAUAUGCCAGUGUGGACUGAGCGCUAGCUCAGUGGUAGGGGCAUUGUUUAGUGCUCCAACUCAGCCGGGUUUGAGCCCUCACGGAAGCAAAUUUUGCAACUGAGGUUCGCACUUGUAAUUGAAAAACAUGAAGCCAAGGAAUCUAGAAUGAAAUAAAAAUAGAUUUGUGACUUGAAUUACACUUGGACCUAAGAUGUCCAGAAACCUUGAAAAUGUGAAGGACACCUCCUCGGUGACUUAUUUAAGAACUGUCAGAAUGCUAUUUUUUUGCUUUUUUGCAACAGUCAGUAUGGUUGCCAAGACUGACCUGCGUCAGAUUUUGCAGCAUAGUCUCCAACCAGUUUGGCAAGUGGGCCAAAAGUAUAUUCACAACUUUAUGCUCAUAACUAAAGUGAUCUUGACUUCUUUCAUUUUGACAUGUAUCUCUCACAAGUUACAACACAUAAUGUAAUUGUUUCAUCUCAUUUGUCAUAUUUCAGCACAUUAUACUGAUGGAUUAGUACUGGCCCUAUAGAGAUGUUUGGGUCUUGACAUUGGGAUAGUUUAUUGUGCUUGUUUCAGCAACAGUGCUUGGUCAGGACCAAACCUCCCUGAGAAGCUGAGAGCACUUUGUAUUUGAGCGCAUUUAUACUAGUGGAUUAAUGCCAACUCUUGUUGGGUCAAUGUAUGAAAUAUUUCUUGAGAAUCCUGUGUUCAGUUACAACAGUGACAUCCACAGAACAAAGGUAUCCAUAUAUGUUUUCAGACACCAAAGCUGAUUUAUGCUGGAGCUGAGGUUUGCAAAGGAACUCCUAAAUCCUACUCCCUCUGUAAACUAAUAUAAGACGUUUUAGGUCACUUAAGUAGUGAUCUAAAACGCCUUAUAUUAAUUUACAGAGUGAGUAAUAAUCUUUGGAAAAUGUGCAUAUGGAUUGUAUUUCACACUUCAGUUUAGAAGUUUUCUUACAGAAAAGGUAUCAUUAUGUUGAGUAGGGAACAACAAGUAGCUGACACUGUUGCAAUCCAAACCUUGGCAGCUGAUACAAUAGUGUGGAUCACCACUUGCAAUUUUUCUGUGUAAACUGAACUGUCCAUCGGUGUACUUAUUUUUGUACUACUGUGUAAUUCUGUAUCUACUUAUUAUUGUACUGUAUAAUUCUAUACCCUUUAACUCAUGUGCCUGAAGCUGCUACUAAAAUCUCAAGACAACCGCUACGCAGUGCUACUGCCUAACCAUAUGUACAGCGUAUGUCUGCCUAACCAGAUGUACUGUAUUAUUAUUUUUUUGAAUAGAAAGGGGUUUCCCCCCUGCCCCACUUUUAUUAAAUAAGGAAUAGAGCCCAAACCAUUAACAAAUCCAGUUCAAAGCAUCUAGGAAGACACAAUCCCACCUGGGAACCGAGGAAACUAAAACAGACAUCACCUAGGGAGCAGAAACCUCCGAGCCUGACAGUAAAUUUUAUUACAGAGAGGUAUGUCAUCACAAUAUUUUAUAAUACCGAGUUUUUCUGUGUCAAUAUAUGAAAUAUUUCUUGAGAGCUCUGUGCUCAGCUACAACAGUGACAUCCACAGAACAAAGGUAUACAUAUAUGUUUUCUGACAGAAAAAAUAUAUUUGUUGAGUGGGGAAUGACAAGUAGCCGACUGUUGUAAUCCAAACCUUGGCAGCUGGUACAAUAUUGUGGAUCGCUACUUGCAAGUCUUCUCUGUAAAUUGAACUGUCCAUCAGUGUACUUAUUAUUGUACUGUGUAACUCUGUACACUUUAACUCUUGUGCUCGCUGCUGCUAAAAUCUCAGUACAACCGUUACACAAUGCUACUGUCUAACCAUAUGAAGAUUGUAUAUGUAGAGGGAAUCUUCAUCAGGUUGUACCCUCUGAUGCUUCUUAGCACCUAAUCGAACUUGCGCAGGUCCUUUGUUCUUACUUGACAAUCAAGUACAUUGUUGAUCGUCAAAGAGAAACGUGUUCCAGUUACUCGUCAAUUCAUGGUGUUUGAUGCAACCUGUAGGUUUUAUAACGAUGUUAUGCUAGAAGGUGUAACAUGGAACCCCACAGUUGUCAUGCCUAGUUAUCACAUUGGCUGGUUGAGGAUCUUUGGCGAACCCUUGUACUGUCAAUUGUCAUUGAAUUAUGCUAUCUUGUUGAUCCUGCAGCUGAUGCAUUAUAUACUGAUUCUGAACCUUUUUCUUUCUUUUUUUCAGAUGCAUGGGGAGCAUUAUUCAGAAAUCACCAACACUUUGUGCCGCUACCAGAGUUUGUCUGUGUAUGAAUGAACAUCCCAUGAUUUCAGGUGAUGCUCCUGCAGUCCCAUUUAACAUCAGAUUACAACACAGGUGAUGCUCCUGCAGUCAUGUUUACCAAUCCAUCCUUGACCGAAAUAAGAUCUCUAUAAAAAACUGUGGCAUCAAGAGACAUGCAUGUAACAAACAAGCAGUAGCAUUGGGGAAACUCAAGAUACUCUUAGGCAUAUGGUCCAGACAUGAAAAAAUCCCAACGGGACCAACUAACAACCAGGGAAACUAAUGCUACACUAAACACUGUACAAUCUAUCUAUUACUAUAAUUUCUACAUAAUUGUUAGGCCAUGGGCGCACCGCAGCCAUCUAGUGCCGUCGACAUCGAAAGGGCGGCCAAUCCUGGAUCUACAGGCAACAAUAAAUGGUGGAUAAGAAGCCUGACAUGGAAGAAGAAGAGAGGAGGAAAAUUCAGCAGCACAAGAGAGCAUCGAUUGGCCUCCCUUUCGGGCUAGCAGGAUCCGUACGUGGGAGCGAGGAAUUGAAUGGGGCGUGCCAAUGCCAUGCAGAUUAUGCAAGCAAGCGAGCGAGCACAUCAAUUGCAUGCUGGAACAGUUGGUUGUUGCUCCAAUCCAUGUUUGUUCUGUAUCCUCUUUUUCAUGAGCUUCUAGAACGUCUUUUUGUGUGUGUGGUUGUGACUUUUUUUUGUGUGUGUGUAUGUGUGUGUGGUUGUGACUUCUGGGAAUAGUACUACGUACAUGCAUUCAACCCAUUUUAUUGUCUAGGGCGGUUGGCAACAUUUAUGGGUUGUUGAUUCAUGCGUUGUAGUAUCACUGAUGUAGGAGGCGUGUGAGUUUUGUUUGGCCUGAUUUCUUUUUAUUUCAUGUCUACGAAUUUUGAUGAUUUUUGCAAUAAAAAUUCAUUUUAUAGUCUA